AUGACGACGCUGAAUACCCAGCCCCUCUACAUCUACAAGAUCGUCCCCUCCUCCGCUGGGGUGCGGGAGCCGCUGCCCGAGCGACUGCCCGUCAGCGAGUUGGAUCAGAACUCGGGCUUCGUUCACCUAUCGAUGGCUCAUCAGGUCCCCAAUACAUUGAAAAUGUUUUUCAAGAAUGAGCCUUUGGUGUAUAUCCUGCGCAUCCAGUACGCCACAGUCAUGUCGGAUAUCCGAUGGGAAUCCCCGGAUGGCAAGGUCUGUGGUCCACGACCGGAUGAAGGAUUGUUUCCGCAUCUCUACAAUGGCCUAAAAUUGGGCCGGGAUGAGGUGGAGAGCAUUGCGAUUUGGCAAAACGACGGCGGAUGGGAAAAAGCACUGGAAGGGGCCAAGCCCUGGCUUGUAUACUGA
Penicillium argentinense is the source of this 408-nucleotide messenger RNA. RefSeq names its product DUF952 domain-containing protein. The coding region runs from base 1 to 408 and encodes 135 amino acids. The record is from RefSeq and is a predicted model, not a curated record. NCBI's taxonomy places the organism in Eukaryota, Fungi, Ascomycota, Eurotiomycetes, Eurotiales, Aspergillaceae. The transcript is spliced from 2 exons.